AUGUCCGACGAAACAGCCCCCACUCAUGAAACGCCGGGUUCUACUCGCACUGCGGACGCUUCGGACAUGCAGACAGCAAAGGACUGGUUCAAGUCCGUUUUCAAGAUCCAGCACGCGGCCAUUGUAGAGGCACAGGCCGAACGUCGACAAGCUGCUGAGGAUCGCCGACAAGCCCUAGAAGAUCGUCGCACGGACCGACAACUCCUGAUGUCCGCUCACCAGGCCAACGCCGCCCGCAUUAGCCGCUUAGAAGACUUACUUUUAGCGAUGAAUAUCAAAAACGAAACGGAUGUCCGUCCAGUACAGCCCGCUCCGGGCCGAGUGGACCUGCAGAAGUUCCGUACGUCGGAUGGUCCGAUCUACAGGGGACCGUUCCAAGAAACCGAGCCGUUCCUUCGAUGGAUCCAUGGCGUACAGAUUUUUUUCGACACCAAAGACGUCAACAAUGCAGCCGACAGAUUAGGAUCCCCGUCCGGCCCAUCGUCCACCCCAGGAAAACCCACUCAACCUCCCGCGGGGAGACCUUCAACCCGUGCCGCAAGCGUCGCAGGCGUUACAGAUGUCACACCCCUAGAAGCCCAAGUCUCUGCGCUACAACUAGACGCGGCGAUGCGAGAGGACAGCCGUUGGGAUACAUACUUUGACGACGAAGGUUGCUACCCUAGUAUGGAACCGGCCGCUGUGGCGGCACUCGAAGAUCUUGACAGACAACUCCUAGCAAACGAGAUUGAGCAGGCCGAACAGGCCAACCUAGCGGAUGCUAUCGCCGGUCAUCCUGGACGCGCCUAA
Molecule: messenger RNA, 789 nt
Organism: Puccinia graminis f. sp. tritici CRL 75-36-700-3
Lineage: Eukaryota; Fungi; Basidiomycota; Pucciniomycetes; Pucciniales; Pucciniaceae
Exons: 2
Coding region: 1-789 (262 amino acids)
Source: RefSeq, a predicted model, not a curated record